Messenger RNA from Penicillium oxalicum, 1065 nucleotides. Its product is annotated as Zn(II)2Cys6 transcription factor domain-containing protein. The coding region runs from base 1 to 1065 and encodes 354 amino acids. Gene Ontology annotation, biological process: regulation of DNA-templated transcription. The transcript is spliced from 3 exons. Gene Ontology annotation, molecular function: zinc ion binding; DNA-binding transcription factor activity, RNA polymerase II-specific. Lineage: Eukaryota; Fungi; Ascomycota; Eurotiomycetes; Eurotiales; Aspergillaceae. The record is from RefSeq and is a predicted model, not a curated record.
AUGGACGGGGACAUUGAUAUCUUUUCAGAUCUCAUCAACCUUGACGGAAUUCCGUCAAGCUACUCUACCAUUCCAGAAUCCAUUCUUGAGACGGAGUUGGCUUCUCAGUUCGAUUCUGUUGACGAGCCUCCAGACACUACUACUACCAACAUCACCAGAGACAGCCCAACCCCAAAGAACGAGGGCACUGUGACCACGAGCAACGUUGACGAGGUACCCGGCAGUCUAGAGUCGCCACCACUGAAUGCAAGCGUCUCAGGCGAGGAUCGAUCUCUCGCACAGCAGGAGAGAAAACGUCGACGCCGGCCCAGCUCGCCAAAACCGAACUAUCAACAGCAAGUUGCCAAGCACAAUUCCAAACGGAAGCGAACCGGUCAGGCUUGUGAUCGGUGUAGAUGCCGCCGUUACAAAUGCGACUCCCGUGCCAACGGCUGUCUUCCAUGCGUCACAGCCAACGUACCAUGCCACGUUACCGACAGCGUCACCGGCGAGACUUUCGUGCGCGGUGCUGCGGGCCGUAUGGCAGCUGAGAUCGAGAACCUCAAGGCAGCCGUUGCUAGGCUUGAGCAAGAGAAAGAACAGCUUCAGCGUAUUCUUCACUGUUCGCCUUUGCAAAUGCGCCACGCCCAGGUAUUCGGCAGUCCCGUGGCACCGUCAGCUGUGACCCUGAGCAUGCAAUCUCAGGUCUUGGCUCAGAAAGAGCAAAUCGACAUGCUUAGCCGGGAGGUUGAGCGAUUGCGUAAUGCGAACCUUGGCCAGGAGAUCGAAGAAUGGUUCGAGAGCACUGGAGACGCCUGGGACUCGGAGGCUUUGGACCCUGAGGAUGGCAACUCAGCCAUGUUCGCGUCACUGGGCCUCUUACGGCGCCGGGAAUUAGAGGCUUUGGCAAGUCAAGAAGCCUCUGCAAAACCUCAGAGUCCAGCCCACUCUACGGCUCGCUCAGGUCAUGAUUGUGCAGCUGCAGCUAAAGAGAAGCCUGAUGACCUGACCUCGGGCAAAGCAUCGAAUACCAGUGGAAGCAACGCCGAAGUACCGCCACCAGCCAAGGAGAUACGCCGCGGAUAG